Indicator indicator is the source of this 2807-nucleotide messenger RNA. It is a transcript of the gene SNX14, whose product is annotated as sorting nexin 14. The transcript has 28 exons. Lineage: Eukaryota; Metazoa; Chordata; Aves; Piciformes; Indicatoridae. Gene Ontology annotation, biological process: autophagosome maturation. Gene Ontology annotation, cellular component: late endosome. Gene Ontology annotation, molecular function: phosphatidylinositol-3,5-bisphosphate binding. Bases 28 to 2712 code for a protein of 894 amino acids. The record is from RefSeq and is a predicted model, not a curated record.
UUAUUUAUAAGGUAUCUUCACGUUUUAAUGAUCUUCUGGUCAUUCGUGGCUGGUGUUUUCACCUUCUACUGUUCAUUGGGACCGGAUUCCCUUUUGCCCAGUUUUCUUUUUACAAUAAAAUAUAAACCCAAGCAAUUAGAAUUGCCAGAGCUGUUUCCCCAUGGUCACAGUUGUGCUGUUUGUGGCAAGGUCAAAUGCAAGAGGCACAGACCUACUUUGCUUCUGGAAAACUAUCAACCAUGGCUGGAUCUAAAAGUGCCUUCCAAGGUGGAUGCAUCACUUUCAGAGGUGCUCGAGUUGGUGCUGGAAAACUUUAUUUAUCCAUGGUACAGAAACAUUACCGACGACGAAUCCUCUGUGGAUGAGCUCAGAGGCACGCUGCGGUUUUUUGCGUCUGUGUUAGUUCGGAGAAUUCACAAGGUGGAUAUUCCAACUGUUGUAACAAAGAAAAUGCUCAAGGCAGCGAUGAAACACAUCGAAGUGAUAGCCAAGGCCCGGCAGAAAGUAAAAAAUGCAGAAUUUUUACAGCAAGCUGCUUUAGAGGAAUAUGGACCAGAACUCCAUGUUGCCUUGAGAAGUCGAAGAGAUGAACUUCACUACUUAAGAAAACUUACUGAACUUCUUUUUCCUUAUAUUUUACCCCCAAAGUCAACAGAGUGCAGGUCCCUGGCUCUUCUGAUAAGAGAGAUUCUGCCUGGUUCUGUUUUUCUGCCCUCAAUGGAUUUCUUAGCUGAUCCUGACACUGUCAACCAUUUGCUGCUGAUCUUCAUUGAUGAUAGUCCUCCUGAGAAAGCAACUGAACCUACUUCUGCACUGGUUCCAUUCCUUCAGAAAUUUGCAGAGCCAAGAAAUAAAAAACCAUCUGUACUGAAACUGGAACUAAAGGAGAUCAGAGAUCAGCAAGACCUUUUAUUUCGGUUUAUGAACUUCUUGAAACAGGAAGGGGCAGUCCAUGUGCUGCAGUUCUGCCUGACUGUAGAGGAAUUCAACGACAGAAUUUUGCGACCAGAACUGUCAGAUGCUGAAAAGAUGUCUCUUCAUGAGGAAGUACAGAAGAUUUACAAAACUUACUGUUUGGAUGAAAGCAUUGACAAAAUUAGAUUUGACCCUUUUAUUGUGGAAGAGAUUCAAAGAAUUGCUGAAGGUCCAUAUUUGGAUGUUGUGAAACUUCAAACUAUGAGGUGUCUUUUUGAAGCUUAUGAGCAUGUGCUUUCUCUACUCGAGAACGUUUUUACUCCUAUGUUCUGUCACAGUGAUGAGUACUUCAGACACCUUUUAAGAGGAGCAGAGUCACCAACACGCAAUUCAAAGCUGAACAGAAGUAGCCUGAGUUUGGAUGACUUCCGGACCACACAGAAGAGAGGAGAAUCAUUUGGAAUCAGUAAAAUAGGCAACAAAAUAAAAGGUGUAUUCAAAAGUUCUGCAAUGGAAGGAGCUAUAUUGCCCAACUAUCACUUAAAUGAAGGAGAAGAUGACUUUAUUGAAGAAGGUGUCAUGGUGAUGGAAGAUGAUUCUCCCGAGGAGGCUGUUAGUACCCCGAAUACACCCCGCAACCUCGCCGCCUGGAAAAUUAGCAUCCCAUAUGUAGAUUUUUUUGAUGAUCCCUCCUUGGAGAGAAAAGACAGAAAGGAGAGAAUUCCUGUGUUCUGCAUUGAUGUAGAGAGAAAUGACAGAAGAGCAGUUGGGCAUGAACCUGAGCACUGGUCUGUCUACAGGAGGUAUCUUGAAUUUUACGUGCUUGAGUCAAAGCUAACAGAAUUCCAUGGUACAUUUCCUGAUGCUCAGCUUCCCUCAAAGAGAAUCAUUGGCCCCAAGAACUAUGAGUUCUUAAAAUCCAAGAGAGAAGAGUUUCAGGAAUAUCUACAGAAACUACUGCAACAUCCAGAACUAAGUAACAGCCAGCUUUUAGCUGACUUCCUGUCCCCUAAUGGAGGGGAGACUCAGUUUCUUGACAAAAUGUUGCCUGAUGUGAAUCUUGGUAAAAUUAUAAAGUCUGUUCCAGGAAAGCUGAUGAAAGAGAAAGGUCAGCAUUUGGAGCCAUUCAUCAUGAAUUUUAUCAACUCCUGUGAAUCUCCCAAGCCUAAACCAAGUAGGCCUGAACUUACCAUUUUGAGUCCCACUUCUGAAAACAACAAAAAGCUUUUCAAUGAUCUGUUCAAGAAUAAUGCAAACCGGUCUGAGAACACAGAAAGGCGACAAAAUCAGAACUACUUCAUGGAAGUGAUGACUGUGGAAGGAGUCUAUGACUACUUAAUGUAUGUUGGUAGGGUGGUGUUCCGCAUUCCUGACUGGCUGCAUCACCUCUUGAUGGGAGGAAGGAUUCUCUUCAAGAAUACAUUGGAACUCUACACAGAUUAUUAUUUGCAUUGUAAAUUAGAACAGCUGUUUGAGGAGCAUCGUUUGGUUUCCUUGAUAACACUGCUGAGAGAUGCUGUGUUCUGUGAGAACACCGAGCCGCGCUCUCUCCAGGACAAACAGAAGCGAGCAAAGCAGACUUUUGAAGAAAUGAUGAGAUACAUUCCAGAUUUAAUAGGCAAGUGCAUUGGGGAAGAGGCUAAAUAUGAAGGCAUCAGGCUUCUGUUUGAUGGGAUGCAGCAACCAGUGCUCAACAAGCAGUUAACUUAUGUUCUGCUGGACAUUGGGAUCCAGGAACUCUUUCCAGAGCUGAGUAAGGGUCCAAAGGAAGCCAGCUCUGUCUCAUGUUGGAUGUGAAUGCAGGGAUCUUGCAGGACACCCAGUAGCAAACAUCUGCUGUGCACUAUUGUAAUGGAUAUGUGACAUUUUGACCUUGCAAUGUAUAUUUUCUU